AACCCGACUCCCGACUUGCCUCCUCCAAUUCACACACCACACGAAAAUCUAGCUUCCUGGAGCACCAACACAUCCUGGCCUCCAGUUUUGCAUCACCAUUCUGACAAUUCUUGCCCUUCCUUGCAAACUAAUUGUAGAGCAACUUCUUGUGGCAAGAACGGGCAAGAGAUGAAGAGCGUGGACGGAAAUGGAGGCAGCCGGCUGGUGGUGACGGAGUUGAGCCACAUCAAGCAGCUGGUGAAGCAGCUGGAGGUGCACCUGGGCGGGUCGCCCGACCUCUGCAAGCACCUGGCAUCGCAGAUCUCCUCCCUCACCGAGCGGUCCAUCGCCAUGAUCACAUCCUACAACCUCGACGGCGGCCGGAAGCAGUACGCAGCUGACGCCGGCCCCGUCUCGGCAACGCCCAGCCCACUCAGUGACGUCGCCGACGUGCCUUUCAAAACCACCAAGAAGAGGAAGAUGAUGGAGAAGCGGAAGCAUCAGGUGAGGGUGAGUUCGGCGGGCGGCGGCGAGAGCCCGGUCGACGACGGCCACAGCUGGAGGAAGUACGGCCAGAAGGAGAUUCUUGGAGCCAAGCACCCAAGGGGCUACUACCGGUGCACGCACCGCCACUCUCAGGGAUGCGCGGCGACGAAGCAGGUGCAGCGCACCGACGAGGACCCGACGCUUUUCGACGUGAUCUACCACGGCGCCCACACCUGCGUUCAGAGAAGGGCGGGAACAGACCAGGCCCCCGCGGCAACACCGCUGCCGGAGCACAACCCGGAGGCGCACAGCCUCCUGCAGAGCCUGAGCUCGACCCUGACUGUGAAGACUGAAGGUCUGGCCGUGGCCGCGGUGCACCAGAGCUGGAGCGCCACCACGCCCUUCUGCUUCUCCUCAACGCCGGUGAGCGGUUGCCUGGCGCCUGAGCACAGCCCGUUCUCCGAGCCGGAGACGCCGGAGAACUGGGGCGUCUCCCCGGCAGCCUCGGACUCGAACUACGUUGUCUCGUUCGCGCCGUUCGGUGCGGUGGCCAGGGAGGCGGAGUGGCGGGCGCAGUCCGAGCUCCAAGAAGUGGUCUCCGCCGCGGGCAUGGACUUCGCCGACGAGUUCUUCAACCUCGAUCCAAGCAUUUUAAGCUACUUCGCCAAUCCUGAUGAAGAAUAGGGAAUCGAAGCCGCUGAUGUGAUGUGACCACCCAUCUGCUCUGGCGUUUGUCCAGGGAUAGAGGAAGGAAGAGCUCAAGUUGUCCUUCCUGGGUCAGUGCAGGUGUAAACCAUUUGUUUCUUUUUUGACCUUAGGAUAUAGUACAGUGAACUUCCUUCUCUCUUUCUUUGAGGGUUCAAUGAAACUUCAAUGGUGUAAUUUGCACUACUACAAAAAAUCUUAUCAGUGCCGGUUGAAAAA
This is a messenger RNA of Phragmites australis (common reed), 1389 nucleotides long. RefSeq names its product transcription factor WRKY19-like. Gene Ontology annotation, biological process: regulation of DNA-templated transcription. The record is from RefSeq and is a predicted model, not a curated record. The coding region runs from base 169 to 1149 and encodes 326 amino acids. The transcript is spliced from 3 exons. Gene Ontology annotation, molecular function: DNA-binding transcription factor activity; transcription cis-regulatory region binding. NCBI's taxonomy places the organism in Eukaryota, Viridiplantae, Streptophyta, Magnoliopsida, Poales, Poaceae. Gene Ontology annotation, cellular component: nucleus.